Echinops telfairi (small Madagascar hedgehog) is the source of this 1237-nucleotide messenger RNA. RefSeq names its product cell death inducing DFFA like effector c (gene CIDEC). Bases 43 to 801 code for a protein of 252 amino acids. The transcript has 6 exons. The record is from RefSeq and is a predicted model, not a curated record. Lineage: Eukaryota; Metazoa; Chordata; Mammalia; Afrosoricida; Tenrecidae. Gene Ontology annotation, biological process: regulation of apoptotic process; apoptotic process.
UGGGGCUUGUGACCAGUGUGACUGAGCCAGGGUCAGAGAGACAUGCAGUCCAAAACAAUCCAGUUGACAAGGAUGGAAUUCGCCAUGAAAUCCCUCAGCCUUCUCAACCCCAAAUCCCUCUCAAGGUAUGUGGCCACCAGGUAUGUGGCAAUGAGCACUUCCGUGGUGACUCAGCAGCUGUCAGAGCCCAGCCCUGAAGCCCCCAGAGCCCGGCCUUACCGAGUGAGCAAUGCUGACCGGAGCGUGCGCAAAGGCAUCAUGGCGCACAGCCUGGAGGACCUCCUUCACAAGGUCUGGGACACCCUGGCGCUGGCAGACAAGCCCUUUUCCCUGGUGCUGGAGGAAGACGGCACAAUCGUAGAGACCGAAGAGUACUUCCAGACCCUCUCAGAGGGCACGGUGUUCAUGGUGCUCCACAAGGGGCAGAAAUGGCAAUUCCCAUCGGAGCAGGGGGCUAGGUACCAGCUCUCCCUCUCGAAUAUGCCUGCGAAGAAGAUAGACGUGGCCUGCGUGACCUUUGACUUGUACAAGACCAACCCGCAGGACUUCAUUGGCUGCCUGAACACAAAAGUGACUCUCUAUGGCACCUACUCCCUUUCCUACGAUCUUCACUGCUACGGAGCCUCACGCGUCAUGAAGGAAGCUCUUCGCUGGGCACUCUUCGGCAUGCAGGCCACGGGCCACAUGCUGCUUGGCACCUCCUGUUACAUGCAGCAACUCCUGGAUGCCACAGAGGAAGGGCAGAACCCCAAAGGCAAAGCCUUGUCCCUCAUCCCAACCUGUUUGAAGAUACUGCAGUAAAGGCGCCAGUCUUUCGAGGCCUCCCCACCAAGAAUUAAACUGGGAGCCCUCUGCUUAGCCUCAGAGUUCACAAGCCAGCCGCUAGCUGUAGAGCUUCUUAGCUCCCCACACCUCCCUCGGCCCACAGGACCAGGAAUGAGAAAGCUGGAGAAAGGACUAGAAAGGAGUUGCUGGGCUGACCAAAGGAGAAUUGUGGGUUCUUGUCUCAGCCCGGCUUCUUCCUGCCCAGAGUGGUUUAACAGACCAAGAGCAGGCUUCCUGAAUGCGAGGGCGAGCAUGAGGGGUGCAUGAGGAUGGCCCCUGCGCAACCUGCGUUCACAUCUUACACUUACCGCCUGCCUCCCGCCUCCCCUGCCUCCAGCUCUCCGGGGGGACAGGCCAAGUGCACCAGUGUAUGAGCCUGGAGAGGAUGCAAUAAAUAAUUCAUGCUGAUACA